Brassica rapa (field mustard) is the source of this 5072-nucleotide messenger RNA. RefSeq lists its product as uncharacterized. Lineage: Eukaryota; Viridiplantae; Streptophyta; Magnoliopsida; Brassicales; Brassicaceae. The record is from RefSeq and is a predicted model, not a curated record.
CAUCAAAACGGAAAAGUUAUUUUAUGAUAUUUAUGUUAGGUUUGAAGAUAAUAAUAUAAAGUUAUUGAAAUACAUUUUCUACAUAUUUAUUGUGAUGUUUGGUUUUACGUUUAAAUAUGAAGGAAAUAAUGAUUUAGUAUCAAAUCAUGAUUUGUUUAUGUUUUUAUAAAUCAUAUUUUUGUAACUGAACUAGAACAAAACUAAAAAAUUAACUCGCUUGAACUGAAAAAAUACAAACAAAAACAAAUUAGACCGAACCAAACACAAACCAAACUGAACUAAAACCGAACCGAAGUAAAACCGAACAUAACCCAAACCAUACUAUUUUGGGUUGACUUUGGUUCAAAAUUUCUUAGACCCAAAUAACUCAAACCAAACCGAACCCGUAAUUAAACCGAAAUGCCCAUCCAUACUUAUAAGAUAGAUAAGAUCACACAUUUAACAAUCUAUUUCACAUAAUAUAGUCAAGUCUAUUAUUAACAUUAUCUUCUCCGAUCAAAACCUUUUUGUUGUUGUGAAUCUCUAAGCUCUAUACUCGUAAUCUUUUUUUUAAUGGGAUCUAAAUGAUUGCUCCGCUCUCUGAUCUACUUAAAACGAACAAAAAAAUAACAAAUCAUAUAUUCAGAGUCACAUCAGAGUAUGACCUUUGUAUAUUGUGACACAUGGUAUAAUCCAUCACAAACUAUUGGAGACUCUAUUGGAAUUAGAGAUCAAGCUUCACAAACCAGAAGUUGAAUGAUGUGGAGGGUCAUAAACAAUGGAAGAGAUUCUCAUGAGGAUACAACAUAGAGAAGAAGCUACUGUGAAACGUGAACAGCAAUGGCUUAUAUAUGAUUUCUCUCGUCAUGUUAAUGGAUACCAGAAGACAAUUACAUUAAUUGAUUUGUAUGUUAGAUUCCUUGUAGCUCAAAGAACUAUGUAUUAGAAGUGGAGAGCUAAUGCUACACAUUAUCUAGGUCAAGCUUACUUUAAUCUAACUGGGGGUGGAGUUGCAAAGAAAAAGGGAUAUCUGCUCGACCUAGGGAAAGCUCCCUGCCAAGUAAUUAAACCGAUUACACCAAAUACAAAAUGUGAUCACAAGGAAGACCACUACUAAACUAGUUUUGCCAAACAGCAAAGAAGCUGCAAAAUCUAACAAAAUAAAAAACUGGUUCCUGAUGAUUUUGAUUAGGGUUAUGAAAUAAAUAAAUAAACAGUCUAUUUUUUUUACAUUUUUAACAAGUAAUUUUUUUAUUACAAAAUACAAAAAUUAUGAUAAAAUUACUUGCAAAUCUAAUCAUAUACUACAUACACUGAGUCAUACUUGCACAAUUGUACUACAGUGACCCGUCUUAAGAAGAUCGAUGAUAGUUUUAUUUAUACUAUACUGGAGAUCCUUUUUUUUUGAAUUGAAUGUUAAAUUUAAUUCAAAAAGAAAAACUUUGUUACAAUAGUUGUGUCCUUUCCUAUAAUGAAAAAGAACUUUUAUACUCCUAUUUCAAAAAAGAUGCAUCAAUCUCUAUCUUGUAUUGAACCAAUGUUGCAUUCCUUCUCCAAUCUCUUUAUCACUUUUCCUUUGCACUAGAGUGAGCUUAUUUCUCAUGUUCUUAUCAAGUAGUUUUAUCAAAAGACCUGCUGGAGCUUCAGCUUCCCCAUGCCUUCUUCUAUUACGCUCUCUCCAAAUCAUGUAAACAUUCGCUUGAAACAUGUACUUGAUAAGAAACAAAUGCAUCUUCCUUCUCCUUGUAUCUCUCAUAAUUCUCAUCAUUUCUUCCCAUCUCACUGUAAACUUGUUUCUCAAUAUACCCUUCAUCAGUACCUCCCAAAUCUGAGUAGAAUAAGAACACUCGAAAAAUAAGUGCUCUACCGUUUCCAAAGGCUCUGUACAUAAGACACAAGAUGUAUUGACACUCCCAUUCCAGUGUUUCAUGCGAUCUCCGGUCGCAAGCCUUCCUUUCAUAGCCAACCAUAGAAUGAAAGAAUACUUCGGCGUCACAUACUUAAACCACACUGCUUUACUCAAAUGGCAUAAUUGAUGUUUCUCUCUUGUAAACUCCCAAGUUCCCUUAGAAGAAAAACAUUUCCUAUAACUCUUCCCAUUUAGCCAUAAAGAUACACAUCUGUUUCUCGUGUUCUACUAUCUCUUAGUCUUUCGAUCUCAUCCUCCACCUUGUUCAAUAACACAACUCGAUGCCGUCUCCUUUUGUGCUUCCAACUCUCCUCCACUGUUGCUUUUAUCGAAAUACUGAGAUCCUUUUAAGUCUUUUUUAAGCUAGCUCUAAUGCAACCGAGGAUCAUAUUCUUUGGAUUUAAAUUCCAUAGGUGUAGAGACAUUGGAUCUUAAUCAAAGCAUUUGAUCAAGGGCCUUCCACGAGUUUAUGUUUACAUCUAAGAUUUGUGUUUGUUUUUAAUUCCCCCAUAGAUUGGUGAGUUGUAUACACACUUUACUACAAAUUCUGUUUUGCUUAUACAUUAGUCUAUUUGGGCUCUCUCUCUAUUGGGCUUACUCUACUGGCCUUCUUCAACAUUAUGAACGGCGACGUUUACUAUACCAAUGCCAAAUUCUAGGAAUCUCUCAGGUCUUCUUGUCUGCCAUCUCUCUCUCUCUCCUUCUGCCAUCUCUCUCUCUCUGUACCUAAAGAUUCAGAUCGCUAGCUGGCCGUGCAUCUAAUUAGCUGCCGUUUCUGUUCUCCUUCCCACAGUUAAAGAUCACAAGAAGUUAACAAAGAUGAACAAAACCGCACGAAUCGAUAUCCCCUCAUCGUCUUCUCCAGCUCCAGCUUCAGCAGACGGUGAGCUCAACGAAGACGACAUAUUCUCAAUAGACAUAACUCACGCGCCCAAACACUCUCCAUCCUCUUCUCCUGCUCAGCACCCACCUGCCCGCCAGCUUCAGAGAACCAAAAGCGGUUUAAAAAACGUGGAAGCUUCUGGUAUCCUCGCGGCUCUUCCCGAACCUUCCGGGAACAGUUACUUAAACCAUGUCUUCCACCACAAGCCUGCAGCUGUUCUCUCCACUUCGGUCUCCUCCACAGCUUCUUCAACGUCCUCUUCGUCUUCCGCUCGUAUCAUCCCCUCAGCUCCUAAACCGCCUCAAGAGAGGGUUCCGUUCACAGCUUCUUUAGGUGGUGGAGGGAGGUAUCCUCAGUCAGCUCCUCUUCAAGUGCCGUUGGCGAUGAGGAGUCGUCACAAGAAGGAGUUCAAGCUGACUGAUGCGGUGGUGGAUGAGGAGGAGGAGGAAGAUGAAGGCGAAAGGCUUCCGCCUCAUGAGAUUGUGGCUCGGUCUUUGGCGCAGUCUUCGUUGCUGUCUUGCUCUGUGCUUGAAGGAGCGGGGAGAACACUUAAAGGGAGAGAUCUCAGGCAGGUGAGGAACGCUGUUUUCAGAAGAACCGGUUUCAUAGAUUGAGUUUUGUAUUUUUUUUUUCUCAUUCAAAAGAACAUUCUUUAAUUUGUUAUUUGGCCAGAGAAAACGUUUCAAUGUAUUAUGUUCAUAUAUGUUGUCUAACAUUAGACAAUGUGUUUGUUACUUCAUAUCAAAAUAGAUUGAUGUGAUUGCACAUGUUUUUGUAUGUUUUGUUUCAUGCUUCACAUGUUGUUGAGACACAGUUUUGAGUUACACAUUUAUUCAGUUUAUUGUGAAGUUCUUAUUACAUUGGAUCCCUAAUCUACAAGUUGUCAUAGAGAUCUCCUAGAAGAAAAGUGAUCACCUUUUGUGUUGGCAAUGUGCAUCUUUACUUCUUUCAAAUUAUUAGAUUUGCAAUUAUUUAUGUGGAAAAGUGAAGAGGUGAAGAGAGGGUUGAAAAGGCUGUGACUUUUAUCGGUAGAUCUUUUCAAGAAAAAAAGAAGGCAUUGAGAUCUUACAAGAGAACAUAGAGAGGGGGGGGACCAGCUUAGAGUGACAGCUCUUUUACAGUUUUGGUUCCAUCUUUAUCUUCUUCCUUAACAUCCCUCUCAAACCCAUGAGAUAUUUUGAGGUUUAGUGAGAAACGUUUUACUUGGUCAUAAGACUCAUAACAAGAUAGUCUGUACUAUAUCUAUCUAACUGCCUUAUACAACAAACUUAUUGAUGAUAUUAUCAGUUGACAAACUAGAAAAAAAAGAAGAAGAGGGAAUAAACUUUUUGAGUCCUUAACAUAAAGAUUCGGCCUUUAUAUCUUUUGGUAGAAUGUACUUUAUGAUAUCUCAACACCUCUCAUUUGGUAUGGCUGGUGAUGUCUUCAUUACAUCACAUGAAAAGGUGUUUGCUUUUCUUUUAAAGGGUAUAUUUAAAUAUGCUAAUAAUUCUCCUCUGUUAUAUGAAUUGUACAAUAAACAUUUAACCCAAGAAUUAUUUGUCUAAUAAGUAUGAAUGAUAGAGAUGUUGUUCACAAAAAAAAGGAUGAAUGAUAGAGAAGAUUGUGUAGUUUAGAUCAACUUACUGCAUUUAGACAAACAUGGGUGGCUUUCUAUACCUAUCUCAUGUCCCCAUUCUUUUACUCAUUAAAGAAGACAACAUCACAUUCAAGUUUGGUGGAUCUUCUCCUACCACUAAAGUAGGUAAGAAGGAACUAUUAAUGACAUCAGACAGAAAACAAAUCUCUUUAUUUUUUACUCUUGUGAGGAAAGUUUUCACUUCUAAUUUAAGGGAACUGGCUAAAUCUCACUGAUGUUCCAGAUAAAGCAACAAUUCAAAUCUUACUGUUCAUGGAAAAUGACUAACUUUUUAUCAUUGGGGCCAAAAGGACUGAGUGAGAUAUAUAACAAUGAACCCAGGCUCACAUGUUGUUUAACAAUACUGAUCUAUUUAGCUUGAACAGAGCAUUUUUACCUGUCUAAGUUAAGUUUUUUUACAGUUUCUUAGCUGAGAAAGCAGCAAAUCCAUAUGAAAAUAAAGAGAAAGUACAAGACUUUAUUAAAGCAUAUUCAUGGAUGGAGUUACACACAACAAGAAGGAACUGCAAUUUCUCAAGUACCUUGCUAUUGCAGUAACAAGAGGAUGAUAAUGGUACAAAACACAACAAAAAGGUUUCCAGACACAACACAACAAGAAGGAGCAUUAGAAUCAGAAUCUAACCAUAAUUGAGUUACAGAACAUUGUCUAACUGAUAAAAAAA